Punica granatum (pomegranate) is the source of this 1251-nucleotide messenger RNA. The record is from RefSeq and is a predicted model, not a curated record. NCBI's taxonomy places the organism in Eukaryota, Viridiplantae, Streptophyta, Magnoliopsida, Myrtales, Lythraceae.
AUGAAGCUUUCGCUGAAGUUCCCCGACGUUAGGGAACGCCGCCACCGCCACGUCGCCGGGGACGCCCACGGCCACAACCAGCAGCAGCAGCAGCCGAUCCUCAAGGCCAAAGUCCCCAUCACAGUCUUCUCCCAGCCCUUCGCCACCGCCGUCACCGCCACCACGGCGGUCCGCUCGGAUCUUUCCCUUUCUCUCUCCACGAACUUUCCCUCCGGCCCUUCCCUCAAGGUCUCCUACUCCCCCAACGCGGCGCCGUUGUCGGCAUCUCCCUUCUCCGUGACCCUCAAGUCCGGCCUCGGCCUGUUCGGCUCCCCGAAGGAAUCUCCUCUCACCUUCUCCGCCCACUUCUCUCUUUCCCCUUCUCUGAACCACCCGACCCCCAUCUUCUCCCUCCACUUCAAGCCCCGAAUCGGCCACUUCUCCUUCCACAGCUCUGCGUCUUCCAACCCUAAUCCGAGUCAAAUUCCGAAAUUUAAGCCGCCGUUCGCCUCAGAUUCGGCUUUAAACGGUAGUUUCCUGAAGACCGAGACACCUGAUUCCGAAAAGCACGAGCUAAAGACGAUCCCUCACUUUAAUCAGGCUUCUGAUCAUCUUGGGGCGGAUGCAAAUGGCGGAAUAGGAAUUGGGUUUAAGCCAGCAGUGGCUUCAAUGAGCUGGGAGGAGCUCAAGUUGGAGCCUUGUGGUGGCAAGGAUAAGGUUUUGACAAAGCCUAACCCUAUAGGAAACCUCAAUUUCGCCGAGAGUUGCAACAACAGGGGCGAUUUCUUCACGGGUGCUUCAUUUAGGGCGAGGACGGCAUUGCCGAUCAUGAAGUGUUUGAGGUUGAACUUCCAGUGGGGGUUGAACUUACCUGCGGAUGAUGCCGGUUUCACAAUGCCAUAUUUGACGGUUCAGAAGAUCGGAAUAGAAAGGGACGAGGAAGUGAAGAUUUUGAAGGCUCAGAGCGGCGGUCAUAGUCGUGCUGGUGACUCGGAGUUGUUGAAGGGGUUGUGUCUGUGGAUGAGAAGGGAUUUGGAGGUUAUGCAGAGGGAAAACGCAGAGAUGAAGCAGUAUUUGGAGGAAAUGAGGUCGGGAGUUGGCAAAAGGGCUUCUGUGUCUAUGCCUUCGAGUGAAAAUAAGGUGGACUUCGAGAUGUGGAGGAGUAAGAAGAACGGGAAGGAGGAAAAUGGUACGGGAUACAGUCGGCCCGCAAAUCAGUUGUUUGAUGUAGAAAGCGAAUUAAGAAGAGCUAUCAAGUCUUCUUCCACUUGA